This is a messenger RNA of Colletotrichum gloeosporioides, 6531 nucleotides long. RefSeq names its product General negative regulator of transcription subunit 1. The coding region runs from base 1 to 6531 and encodes 2176 amino acids. Gene Ontology annotation, molecular function: molecular adaptor activity. Gene Ontology annotation, cellular component: CCR4-NOT core complex; P-body. The transcript is spliced from 4 exons. Gene Ontology annotation, biological process: nuclear-transcribed mRNA catabolic process, deadenylation-dependent decay. NCBI's taxonomy places the organism in Eukaryota, Fungi, Ascomycota, Sordariomycetes, Glomerellales, Glomerellaceae. The record is from RefSeq and is a predicted model, not a curated record.
AUGGUCCCACAUCCAAGAUCGGGAUCAUUCUCUCCGUAUCCUUCGCAAACAGUGCAGACCGGGGCUGGGCACUCGCCCCAUCCAUCGCAAUCCGCCGCCUUGAGUGCGGGCGCAAGUCCAAGUACGAGUAGUCCGACAGGGCCCAAUCCCGUGGUCAAGAUCGCCGUCGCUCAGGUCUACCUCCUUUUAGGAGCUAUCAAGGAGGACAAGGACCGCGCCAAGUGGGAGACGCAGGCAGAGCAAUUACGAAAGCUCAUCGAUGAACACGGAAUGGAGGUCUUCGCCAAGUACUUCACACGCCUCGUCGCGGCUCAUGCUGCACACAUCUUCCAUGGUCAACCACGCCCCGGAGGCAACGGCAAUUUCCACCUGCUCGCGAACGAGAUGAAGAAGAUUUCCCAUGAUGUGAAUCAGGCCAACAAGAUUGCCGAGUCCAUCGAGACUGGCACAGAAGAUAUAUUCCGCGACUUUGACAUGUCAACUUUCAUGGAGGCUUUCAAGCUAGAUGCCUUGGAGAAAACGAUACUCGCAUUGGCUUUCAAGAUGGGAUCAAGGUCUGACCUCAAGACCAAAGCGGAUGCUAUCCUCUCAACCAACUUUCCCACCUUCGUCAACAUUCUUAACCAGCGAGGUCACGAUGAACAUGCAGACCUGACUGAUACCUUCAUCGCCAUGCUUGUCGAUCGCUUCAUCCAAUAUCAACCUCCCAAUCUCAACGCCGCUGCGAAGGUUGAACUCACCUAUAAGGUACUGGCUAGAUGGCAGGAUGCCCAACCGCCACCGCCAUCUGAGGUUCUUGCCGCUCUAGAUCUUGUCAGGGUUCUAGCAGACAAGCCACCGAAUGCGCUGGCCACCUACAUUCAGAGAACUGGGUUUGGUUUUACCCGGGACGAGGAGGCGUGCGUUUCUUACCUGCAGACUCGCCCUCAACAAAUUCAACUGAGUGAGGAGCAGGUAUCGAUGGCCCUUAUCUAUGCCACGAUCAGUCAGACACCACAGUACGACCCGUCCGUCCUCACCGCAGCUCUCCGCCGAGUCCUACCAGCCUCAUUCCGAUGGCAGGACGUGGUAUCGUACUUUGACCAUAGAUCUACGCGGGUUUCGUCUCGACAGUUCCUCCGUCUCUACAAUGCUUUGCUGCCGAUUGCGCGGGAGGAUGCAGAAUUUGAUAUUCAGAAACUGUGGGGCGGCAAUUGGGAAAACCCGGAAACACAACUUUCGUUCAUAUGCGCUUUUGCCUCUCUUCAGCCUGAUCAAUUAGACGCCAGCUCCAUACCGGGCUUGGUGCCGACUCUGACUCUGGAUACCUAUGCGCAAUCAUCACCAGAAGUUCAGCAACGGGCAGCUUUUGCUGUCAAACAUGCCUUGGUCUCCGUGGAGGCACUAUCUGCGGUGUUCCAUGUCGCACUUCAUUCGGUACAUGCUUCACAGAGCGUGGAAGCUAAGCGACUUUUUCAAGAAGUUGUGGUUCCAAACCUGGAUAUUUUUGUUGUCUCCGCGUUUGGAGUACCAAAGCCCUGGCCCACAAUGGCCGUCGACACUCUGAACUCACUGUUUGAGAGUUUUCUCUACAAACGUUCGACUGAAUACGACUUCGUGCUUGACAGCCUGUGGAAAAAAGACAAGGAAUGGGUGAUUCAACGGUUGAUCGAUGCGCAUGCGAUCAAACCAACCGAUCUUCCCCUCAUCUUCGAACACGCUCUCAAGCACAAGUGGUUGGACGAAUUGGUGUACUUGCCGAAUGGCUUUGGCUUAGAUCUCGCGGCUCUUGCGCAUGCCGAGAAGUAUCUUGACCUCACGAGCUGGGCUCGUCGUAACGCUGAGAGGAGCAAUGAGAUUGCGCGAUCGCUGUUGCAAUUCUUGCUGAUCAAGGCCAACCUUGAGUUGCAGUUUCAGCGCCCUCCCGACGGACAACCGCAUGUCAAGUCCAGCACAACGCUGCAGGUCAGAACUGUUGCCGCUUUUCUCCAAAUCCUAGAGGAUUUCCUUCCCAAGACACCACUUCAGGACCUCAUCAUGGUUCAACGCUCUUGCAUCACUGUCUACCCAAGGCUGAUCAACUAUGGUGAAGGCUUCGAUGACAUCAUUGAUGCUAAUGGGAAGGACGGUAAUGCUUUGCCCUCUGCCGCCAACAGUAAGAUGGAGGAGCAUUACAAAAAGAUGUACGGUGACGAGAUACAAGUGCGAAAUAUCGUCGAAAUCCUCGAUCGAUACAAGCACUCUCGCGAGGCUUUGGAUCAGGACGUGUUUGCCUGCAUGAUUCACGGCUUAUUUGACGAGUACUCGCAUUACGUCGAUUACCCAUUGGAAGCGCUUGCAACGACUGCUGUUCUCUUCGGCGGUAUCAUUUCACACAAGCUGAUUUCCGAUCUUCCCCUUAAAAUCGGUCUUGGGAUGAUCCUAGAAGCGGUGAGAGAUUACAUGCCGGAGGACUCGAUGUACAAGUUUGGCCUACAGGCUUUGAUGCAACUUUUCUCUCGCUUUCGGGAAUGGCCGGGAUUUUGCAGGCAAUUGCUGCAGAUCCCUGGCUUGCAAGGCACUGAGGCAUGGAAGAAGGCUGAAGACGUUGUGCGGGAUCAUGAAGACGAACUUGCCCGAUCGCGCAAUGGCACAGCAGCGCCUGCUCACAGAUCCUCAGUUAGCGCUGAGCCACUUACAAAUGGCAACACAUCCGAAGGGCGAACUGCAGAGCGCCAGCCGCCGCCCUUCAUUUCUAUUAAUGCCACAGCACGCUCGCCUGGCGUCGACUUCGAAGAGCCGUCAAGCGACACUCAGGGCAAGAUUCAGUUUGUCCUGAACAAUUUGACCGAGACUACUCUUCAAUCGAUGUGCAAGGAACUGCGAGACAUUCUCGAGCAGCGUCACCAGCAGUGGUUUGCCAGUCAUCUUGUCGAAGAGCGUGCAAAGAUGCAACCAAAUUAUCACCAGGUGUACCUUGAAUUGGUGAAGCUCUUUGAGGAUAAGGUUCUGUGGUCUGAGGUGUUGAGAGAGACGUAUGUUAGUGUCGCACGCAUGCUCAAUUCUGAGGCUACAAUGCAGAAUUCAACCGAGCGAUCUCACCUCAAGAACCUUGGCGGCUGGCUGGGACUUUUGACCCUAGCGCGCGACAAACCGAUCAAGCACAGAAACAUCGCCUUCAAACAGUUGCUCAUUGAGGCUCAUGAUACGAAGAGGCUGAUUGUAGUAAUUCCGUUCGUCUGCAAGGUCCUCAUACAAGGCGCAACUUCAACCGUCUUCCGCCCGCCCAACCCUUGGCUAAUGGAUAUCAUCCACCUGCUCAUCGAACUGUACCAUCAUGCGGAACUCAAACUCAAUUUGAAAUUCGAGAUCGAGGUCUUGUGCAAGGGGCUCAAUCUUGAUCACAGAAGUAUCGAGCCUUCGGGGGAAAUUCUCAAUCGCGCUGUGGUAGAAGAAACCCAAGAGCUACUCCCACAAGAUACACUGGAGACUUUCGAGAGCCUAUCACUCAACGGCAUCACCACUGGAGUCACUGCCACCCUCUCGCCCCAGGUCGCUGCAGCCUCGAUACCGGACCUCGGACCUCUCAUCCACAUCCCGCCCACGAAUGAGAUGGUGGUUACGGCUACUCGACUUCAUGAAAUUGUACGCACCGCUCUGACGCGAGCACUACAAGACAUUAUACAGCCUGUUGUGGAUCGAUCCGUUACCAUCGCUGCCAUUUCCACGCAGCAGAUGAUCCACAAAGACUUCGCGACAGAGCCAGAUGAGAACAGGGUCAGAACAUCGGCAAUCAACAUGGUCAAGGCUACUGCCGGCAGCCUAGCCUUGGUGACAUCGAAGGAGCCCCUGAGAGCCAAUUUUACAAAUUACAUGCGAAAUUUGUCCAACGAUCUCCCUCAGGGCCUCCCAGAAGGCACCAUCAUCAUGUGCGUUAACUCGAAUCUGGACCUUGCCUGUAACAUUAUCGAAAAACAGGCCGAAGAAAGAGCUAUUCCAGAGAUCGAGGAAAUGAUUGAGCCCGAGCUAGAAGCGCGACGUCGUCAUAGGGCGCAACGGCCUGCCGACCCGUAUGUGGAUGCUUCUCUUAGCCGAUGGGCUUGGACUAUUCCAAACCCAUUCAAGUUGUCGCCUAGUAUGGGAGGUUUGAACCCUGAACAGAUGGCAAUUUACGACGACUUUGCCCGUCAGCCUCGGACAACCACAUCCAAUGCCCCUUCCCAUGUUCCGUCUGCCUCCGAUGCGACACGUUCGCUCGCCAACGAGGUCCUCCAAGAGCAGUUCUCAGCUAUACCCAGUCUCGCAGCUAGCUCGGAGACACCGGCUGUGCAGCAUAUCAACCCUCAACUUCAGCCGCAGUACGGUCCCGUCCAUAGCGGAAACAUGGCGAACGCGAGGCCGCAGACGUUCCAGAUGGAUGGUCGCGCCUUGGUUGAGCGCGUCCAGAAGUUACUUUUGGAGCUCCAACGUGUGGCGACAGAAGCCCGCGAGGAGCAUUUCGCCGAUCUGCCCAGGCCCCAUCCUGUUCUUGAUGUGGUGGACGCUUUGGUACAGCAUAUGAUCAAGGCCUCGCAGACAUCUGAGGAAUUCGCAAUUUUCGCUGCAGACCAGAUCAUUCAGCUCGUCUUCAGCCCAAUUGAUGACAAUCUCGCCCUCGAGAGCCUGGUACACGUCUUGGAAACAUUGCGAAAAAUCUCAGGUCCAUCACUGAACAACAGAGUGACAGCAUUGUUCCGACAGCAACCUGGCACCUCUUUCUUCCAUAUUCCCCUAUUGGCUGCGUUGUUGCGCACCGAUCUUCUGGACUGGAGGAAUAUCGAUACGUCAAUGGCCAAGGCACUGCAGGCAAGAAAGGAAGGUUCGCUCGACUUUCUGGAGCAGAUGAUUGAUCUCACUCUCCUUGGCAAUCGGCCGCUCGCACUCUAUGGAGACUUUGUCCUCACGCUUGAGGCUGCUUGGGCGUGGAUUCAAGAAGAUUCAGAGUCCGCCGUGGCACAGCGACUCAAAGUUAAACUAUCCGGACAAGCCAUGCCACACUUCGAGCAACAAGAAGGUGGAGUCGCGCUGCAACAGGACCAGAUGGAGUACAUUUUCGACGAAUGGAUCCAUCUCUGCAAUAACCCAAACGCGUCAGAUAAUUCAGCCGUUAUGUUUGUGCAGCAGAUGCAGCUGAGAGGCAUUGUCGAGAGCAAAGACGAUCUAUUUCUCUUCAUUAGAGUUGCCACAGACUUGUCAGUGGAUCGAUUUGAGCAUCUUGUUCACUCUACCGGUACUCUGACCGAUGCGUUCCUCGCCGUUGAUGCUCUGGCCAAGAUAAUCAACGUCUUCAUUAGGUUGCACAGUGCACCUGAGUCAACGGUUGCUCUCAGCCGAGCAGUUUAUCUCGACUCGAUUCUGGCCCUGAUUACGCUGGUCCUCAAUCAUCACCACGUACGACGUGCCGAGCACUUUAACCAGAGAGUGUUCCACCGUCUGUUGUCCGUGCUGUUCUACGAGGUCAAUUCGACGGCUGAGCAACUUCCUGAAGAAGAGAGGUCUGAAAUCUUUCUCAAAUUUGGCUCCAGACUCGCCGAUCUUGGCCCCCGAUACCUUCCCGGCUUUGUCUUCGGGUGGCUGUCACUUCUGCAGCAUCGGGUGUUUUUCCCUGGCAUUAUGAAGGACCGCAAUGGCUGGAUUGUCUUCACCAGACUACUUCAACUGCUUUUGGAGCACGUCGGAGAACAGGUCAAGGCGAUAGAGCCGUCAAAUGUGGCUAGAGAAAUCUACCGUGCCACCCUGAAGCUGCUUGUAAUCUUGCAGCACGACUACUCGGAAUAUCUUGCAGCGCACUCCCAUCAGCUUGCAGCCACAAUUCCCCCGCAUUGCAAGCAACUCCUCAACGCCAUCUUGACAGCAAAUCCGGCUGCUCACCUCAAGAUGCCAGAUCCUCUAUUCCCGGGACUGCAAGUUGAUCGUAUGGAUGAGAUUCGGGAAUCACCUGAAAGCCUUGACAACUCCACAUACCAACUGCGGGAAUGGGGACUUCUUGAAGUGCUCGAUCAUGCGCUGCACAAUGGUCCUUCCGAAGACAUGUUGGCACACGUUGCCCGGGCCAUAGUCGACAGCCAAUGUACGGAGACAGGUUUUGGCCAUGUGCCUAUUCACGCCAACCUGAGGGUCAUUGAUGCUGUGACCUUGCACCUGGGCAACCAUGCGGUCGAACAGGCGACGCAGAAGGGCACCGAUGUUUUCAACCCCGCCUCCUCAGAUGUGGCUAUUCUGUUUAGGCUGAUUCACGAGCUACCUCCCGAAGCCCGUUACUAUCUUAUCAUGAGCAUCAUAAAUCAGCUCCGAUUUCCCAACGCUCACACCAACUACUUUAGUCGGGUCCUUUUGGAGGCUUUUGUUGGGUACAAAAAGGAUCCAGAGGAACCAGAUAUUCAGCAACAAAUCAUUCGCGUGCUGUGGGAGCGCCUCAUCGGAUUCUGGCCCCAGCCGUGGGGUCUGAUGGUCACUGUUGUCGAGCUGCUCAAGAAUGAUAAGUACAACUUCUUUGAGCUUCCAUUCGUCAAGUCAACCCCUGAGAGGGCAUGA